Molecule: messenger RNA, 2522 nt
Organism: Oryzias melastigma (Indian medaka)
Lineage: Eukaryota; Metazoa; Chordata; Actinopteri; Beloniformes; Adrianichthyidae
Gene: ppp1cb
Product: protein phosphatase 1, catalytic subunit, beta isozyme
Exons: 8
Coding region: 99-1082 (327 amino acids)
Biological process (GO): circadian regulation of gene expression; regulation of circadian rhythm
Cellular component (GO): nucleus; cytoplasm
Molecular function (GO): protein serine/threonine phosphatase activity
Source: RefSeq, a predicted model, not a curated record
GCCAUAUCUUGUGUCAUUACGACAACUCAUCAAAACAGCGUCACCUAGCGUUCAUUUACGGCACUGACCGGGCUGCCAGCUACAGUAUCAGUGUGAAGAUGGCGGAGGGAGAAUUGAACGUUGAUAGCCUCAUCUCUCGGCUCCUUGAAGUGCGAGGAUGCCGUCCAGGGAAGAUUGUCCAGAUGACCGAAGCAGAGGUUCGAGGUCUCUGCAUCAAAUCCAGGGAGAUCUUCCUGAGCCAGCCCAUUCUGUUGGAGCUUGAGGCCCCCCUGAAGAUUUGUGGUGAUAUUCAUGGGCAGUACACAGACCUGCUGAGGCUGUUCGAGUACGGCGGCUUCCCACCAGAGGCAAACUAUCUUUUCCUGGGUGACUACGUGGAUAGAGGGAAGCAGUCCCUGGAAACCAUCUGCCUUCUGCUGGCCUACAAAAUCAAAUACCCAGAGAACUUCUUCCUGCUUAGGGGCAACCACGAGUGUGCUUCCAUCAACCGUAUUUAUGGCUUUUAUGACGAGUGCAAGCGCAGGUUCAACAUCAAACUGUGGAAGACCUUCACUGACUGCUUUAACUGCCUCCCCAUCGCUGCUAUCAUCGAUGAGAAGAUCUUCUGCUGCCACGGAGGGCUUUCACCCGAUUUACAGUCGAUGGAGCAAAUCCGCAGGAUCAUGAGGCCCACAGAUGUGCCUGACACAGGCCUGCUGUGUGACUUGUUAUGGUCAGAUCCAGAUAAGGAUGUGCAAGGCUGGGGAGAGAAUGACCGCGGGGUGUCCUUCACCUUUGGGGCAGAUGUGGUCAGCAAGUUCCUAAACCGCCAUGACCUGGACCUCAUCUGCAGAGCACACCAGGUUGUGGAGGACGGAUACGAGUUCUUCGCCAAACGCCAACUGGUUACACUCUUCUCUGCUCCAAACUACUGCGGGGAGUUUGACAAUGCGGGCGGCAUGAUGAGCGUAGACGAAUCCCUCAUGUGCUCCUUCCAGAUCUUGAAGCCGUCGGAGAAGAAGGCCAAGUACCAGUACGGCGGAGUAAACUCUGGUCGGCCGGUCACCCCGCCCCGCACCGCCCAAGCCCCAAAGAAGAGGUGAACGCUCAGCGGUGUCCCUCCCCCGUCAUCUCCUCUACCCCCCGGUCUGCCUCAAGUGGCAAACCCUGUAAACACCCGCUGUAGAGUGAAGAUAUGGGGCUUAUCUUAUUUCCCAAAUCUUUCUCGUGCUGCCCCACUCACCCUGUUCAACUCCACUGACAGCUUUUUUCUUAAUGUGUACGUGUACAUAAAUUUGCUGUGACCAAUCUUUCUUUUUUUUUUUUCUUUUUUCUUUCUUUUUGCUUGUUUGUUGGAAUUUUUGAUAUUAUUAAUGAAUAAUCUUCUGGGUGGUUUUACUUCUAAUACUGUUUGAGAGUUUCUGAGGUUCUGUGUUGUGUCAGGAAAUGCCUUCCAGGAAAUCCUUCUCCGUUUGUCACAGAAAUCAAAUGAAGAUGAAAUUCAGUUCUGCCUUGACCUGUCAUAAAAAAGACCAAAUAAAAGGACCAUAGUAUCAGUGUAGCUCUAAAUACCAGACAGUAACGGCCUUUCUAUUAUUCACUUUUAAUAUCUUGUAUUCAAUGAGCAUGGGAUAGAAUAGUUAAAGAUAUAUAUAUUUAAAAAACUGAUGAAAUGGACCUUGUGAUUAUUUGCGAAGAAUGUAAAAGGUAGGCUUGGUAAAAAUCUGGAGACGGUGCUGGUCGUGGGCACAAAACGGCCGGACACGGCAUCGAUUCCUCUCUGCUAUCCCUCCUGGUGCCUCGACUCCCACACACACAAAAAGAAACAGGCUGCUGCGCAGACAAAGCUGGUAUUAACCUUUUACCAGAUCUGUUUAAUAAACUUUCUAAUCGAGAGAAUUUAUCCUUCACAGCCAAAUAAUCCUCUUGUUCUGUGGUGACUAAAUGAGUUUCUCUUUAAUUUGAGUAAUACACAUUUCAGGAAUUUGAAUAUUAAGAAAUGAAUAGUCAAAGUUUGCUUUUGGGAGUGUUAUGGUAAAAAGACAGCUUUCUGCUCUUAUAGUCCAAUCUGUGGUGGUGCAGGGUGUGAAGAGUGGCUGAUGUGGGAGUGGGUGGAAGUCUGUGGCACUUUCAGCAUUGCUUUGUGAUUGUAAUGCCACCUGGUGUACAAAUACGUCACUACAGCGCAGGCUCACGUGCAUCCCAUGUUGUAUAUUUCCAGACAGGUCACGACAUUGCCAGUAUUAAAUGUGUAAUUUACUGUUAUGAAGUAACAGUUCCACACACACCAGCUCUGACUCUGGUUUGUGUUUCAGCUUCUUCUACACAUGAGUUGAAAUGUAAUGGAUUCAAAACUAAAGUUGCCUCUUUUUAUUUUUUGCUUUAGUUGUAUUUUUAUGUUCUCCAUUCAUAUUGUUUAUCUUCAGUUUUUCUUAAUUUAUUUCUUUGAUGGUAAGAAAACAAAAGUGUUACCAAAAGCCGUUUUGCAAUUUAUACAAGUUUGUUUUAAAGUCUAUACAUUCAAUAAAAUGGAUGGAAUCAAA